UGUUGUUAGUUUAACAACUGUCAAAACUUCCAACAUCAAUACUCCCCGAUAAAAAAGUGUUAAAAACCACGCCAAAUCGAAUUUGAACCCUUCACAUUCAAUUCAGAAACGUAUCAAAACUAUAGUGUUAAAAAAUAAAUUCACAAAUAAAAAAUAAUUCGGUGGUGGUGAAGUGAUUGAGGUUAUAUACUACGUUUUAAUUUUUUCCAAGAUGUCUUUAAAAAUGUCCAAGGUGUUACGGCACAAAGCCUUAGAAUUCCUCAUGUCUCGCAAAAACAGCGAGAACUUAAUGGAAAUUUUAAAACAUUUCGAAUCUGGCUCGGAUAUGCAUGCUUGCGUUUUAUCGCUCGAAUUGAUCUUUGUAAAUUUGUUAAGACAAAACGCCCUUUAUAUCGAAAUUGUCCCUUUAAAAACGGUCGAAUCGAACGAUGAAAAUAAUUAUAAGCAGUGGUUAAGGGCUAAUUACGAGAAUACGUGGAUUAAACUUUUAGGGUGUUUAGAAAAUCCGUCAGAUAAAUUACAAUUGCAGGCUUUAAGUUCGUGUUUUAACUUAUUAGCAGCCGAAGGUAAACACCCGUUGGAAAUAAAAACAAAUUUAGAAUCGUAUUUGCCGAUAAACCGAUUAAAAUUGAUGUUAAUGAAGGUUUUAUCGAGUAAACAACAUGGAGGCACCAUAAUUUCGAAAUUUGAGGAAUAUUUCGUUUAUGACGAUGUCUUAUUUAGUAUUUGGAAAGCUUUGCCAAGUUUAACCGCGAAAAGUAACCCCAACGAUGUUUAUAUUUUAAAUUAUUUAAUGUUAUUGGAGAAAUUACCAUUUAAACCUAUACCAACACCAGAAGGAAUUAAAUUAUUAUGUUUUUCGGAAAAAAUCCCCUUUAAUUAUGAUGAACAAAUAGUAAAACGCUGCCUGAACAAAAUUUGGAAUUGCAUGGUUUUAUGGGAACAUAAUCAAUCGACGCAUAAGCAAUUAUUAAUCGUUCUCUUGGAAAAAUUAUUGCCUCAUCUUGAUAAACCGCUACUUUUAACCGAUUUUUUAAUGGACUCGUUGGACGUUGGUGGGCCGGUUAGUCUUUUAGCGCUGCAAGGUGUUUUCACUUUAAUUCAGGAAUAUAAUUUAGAGUACCCGAAUAUUUUUGCGAAACUUUAUUCGAUGUUCGAGCCGGAAAUCUUCCACACGAAAUUUAAAGCGAGACUUUUUUAUCUUUCCGAUAUCUUUUUAAGCUCGACUCAUUUACCCGAAAAUUUAGUCGCCGCAUUCGCUAAAAGAUUAGCCCGUUUAGCUUUAAUAGCCCCAUCGGAAGAUAUUAUGGUGAUAUGUAUGUUUAUUGGAAAUUUAAUUUUAAGACAUCCAGGUUUAAAGUGUUUAUUAAAUCACCCCGCUGGGAGUUCAACAGGAAAUGAUCCUUACAUAAUGGAGGAACGUGAUCCAUUAAAAUCAAAUGCGAUAAAUAGUUCUUUAUGGGAAAUUUUGAGUUUGCAACAACAUGCUUUGCCGUGUGUUGCAACAGCUGCGAGAUUUAUAAGUAAUCCAUUGCCUUCCGUGGAGUGGGACUUAGGGAAUGUGUUGGAUACUACGGUAGAUACAAUUUUUGAUCGGGAGAUUAAGAAGAAUGGGAAGCUUUUAGCGUUGGCUUUUGAGAAGGAUUUCGCUGGGAAAUGCGAUAAGAUCGAACAGUAUUGGAAAUUUUAGAGACUGAAUGUGAAAAUAAUAACUUUUUGUUUAUUGAUGGUGAUUAAUAUUAAUUAAUUAAUUAAUAACGACUAAUUAAUAACGUUUCAAAUUUGUAUGAAAUAAUUUUUUUUUGGUUCUUCGAUUCCUUAUUGAUCCUAGUCAAGAACGUUUUCUUUUCAUCUUAAACAAGAGGAAAUGAAAUGAUUUUAUGUGGAUGUAAAAGAGAAGUUUCAAAAAAUUUCUUUCCGAUUAAGAAUCUUUUGUUCGUUUCCAAUUUCUUUUAUAACUCGUCUCGAUCUUUUUGUAAGUUGUUAUAAAACUAUGUAUCAAAUAAAAAUGUUGUC
This is a messenger RNA of Onthophagus taurus, 2016 nucleotides long. RefSeq names its product nucleolar complex protein 4 homolog B. Gene Ontology annotation, biological process: ribosome biogenesis. NCBI's taxonomy places the organism in Eukaryota, Metazoa, Arthropoda, Insecta, Coleoptera, Scarabaeidae. Gene Ontology annotation, cellular component: small-subunit processome; Noc4p-Nop14p complex; nucleolus. The record is from RefSeq and is a predicted model, not a curated record.